Messenger RNA from Octopus sinensis (East Asian common octopus), 1005 nucleotides. Its product is annotated as translin-associated protein X. Gene Ontology annotation, cellular component: cytoplasm; nucleus. The record is from RefSeq and is a predicted model, not a curated record. Lineage: Eukaryota; Metazoa; Mollusca; Cephalopoda; Octopoda; Octopodidae. Gene Ontology annotation, molecular function: RNA endonuclease activity; RNA binding; sequence-specific DNA binding. The transcript is spliced from 3 exons. Bases 119 to 979 code for a protein of 286 amino acids.
UACUGCACUGCCGAAGGAGGAAAUAUUGUGAAGCAUCCAAGAUACGCAAACUGUGAAUAGAAUUAUAAAGAGGUUCAGGGCCAAUAAUUCUGUCAGUCCAUUUUGUGUUGAAAACAUAAUGGCAGCAAAUCCACCCGCUUUAACUUUAAAGGAACAGAAUGAGAAAAAUAGCAAUUCCACACCAGAAUCUGCCUCAACUACGGAUAUCGAUUCAGAUUUACUCGAGAAUUUUCGAACUUACCAAGUAAAAAUUGAUGCUAGGCACGACAAAUACGAACGGAUUGUUAAGCUGGGUAGAGACAUCACCAUUGAAAGCAAAAGAAUUAUAUUUCUACUUCAUCGAAAUGCUUCAGGGGAUAACGAAAAUAUACUCGGACAAACAGACACGAAGUUUAAGGAAUUAUUGCGCACAAAAUUUCUUCCUCUCGCCAAAGAACUAGAAGCAGAAGACCCUUAUCAAUAUAUCAAAGCCUACACUUUUGGAGUGCAAGAGUUUAUCGAAGCAGUUUCUUUUUAUUUUUACAUCAAAGAGAAUCGGCUUGUUACUCUCAACGAAAUUCAGUCGAUGCUUAACUUCAAAAAGAUUCAGAAUAAUUCCUCAGAAGAAGACAAGACAGACAAUUAUGAAAAUGAAUACUUGGUAUUCGUCAGACCGGUUGAUUUUUUAUUAGGUGUUGCUGACUUGACUGGUGAACUAAUGAGGAUGGCCAUCAAGUCAAUCAGUAGUGGAGAUGUCGAAACUCCAUUCCGCAUUUGUAACUUCCUACGUGAGAUCCACACCAACUUCUUGGGUUUUGGGAACACCUGCCGCGAGACUUCUUUAAAGAUGUUAACCAUGAAACAGUCACUAGAGAAAGUCGAGACAGCCUGUUAUAUGAUGAAAGUACGAGGUUCUGAAGUACCGAAACAUGCCAUAGUAGAUGUCUUACAUUCAGCUGACAGAGAAAAUACACACUUUAGUUCGGACACUUAUGGUUAAAAUUAAAGUUUAGAUACAACCUUUUA